AGAGGUGUAGAAAAAAAAAAACAAACAAAAAAUGGACGUUAUAUUAUUAACUUCUCUCGCUGUUUUGAUUAUUGUAUUGAUUAUCGUUUGUACUCUGUUUCUAAGACAAAAGUCCGCUACGCGGAAAACGAAUAUAGGCGAAAAAGUUGCACAGAGUAAACCUAUAAGGCGAGCAGCGGGUCAAAGAAAUACUAGACGUCGUAUGCAAGCGACCACUAGUCAACAAGUCGAAGAAAAUGACCAUGGAUCUGGGGACGAAGAAAAUGAAGAGACUAAUGAGAAAUCACCUACACCUGAUUUCAGAAUGGGUGCAAAGAAGAGGGCAAAAUUAGUAGCCAAAUCAGAGAAGAAAGCACAAAGGGAAAUUGCUGACAGAGAAAGAGAAGAGCGUAAAAAGAGGGAACAACUUCUCCAGGAGGAAAGAGACAAGCAAUAUGAAAAGGAACGCAUAGAGGAAUUAAGACAAGAAGAGGCAGAAAGAAAAGCUAGAGAGGAAAAAGAAAGAAAAGAACACGAGGAAUAUUUGAAAAUGAAAGAAGCAUUUAGUGUAGAGGGAGAGGGCUUUGAUCAGGAAUAUAGAGAGGAUGAAGAAAAUUUGUUAGAGGCAUUUCUUGACUAUAUUAAAGGAAAUAAAGUGGUGAUUCUUGAGGAUUUAGCUGCCCACUUUGGUUUAAAGACAUCAAGCGCGAUAGAAAGAAUUCAGGAGCUGCAAGCAAAUGGAAAUUUGUCUGGAGUUAUUGAUGACAGAGGAAAAUUUAUUUACAUUUCUCAAAAGGAACUUGAAGCUGUUGCAAAGUUUAUUAAACAACGUGGUAGAAUCAGCAUUACUGAAUUAGCAGAGAAUUCAAACCAUUUGAUUAAUCUAACUCCAGAAAAGCAAAAUAAUAUGGUGAAAGCUAGAUAGGUACAUAUCCCUAAAGCAAUUGUAAAAUAAGAAUAUUCUAAUAAAUUUAUGUAGUAUUUUAUAUACAGGA
This is a messenger RNA of Eufriesea mexicana, 974 nucleotides long. RefSeq names its product DDRGK domain containing 1 (gene Ddrgk1). Bases 32 to 904 code for a protein of 290 amino acids. The record is from RefSeq and is a predicted model, not a curated record. The transcript has 2 exons. Lineage: Eukaryota; Metazoa; Arthropoda; Insecta; Hymenoptera; Apidae. Gene Ontology annotation, molecular function: ubiquitin-like protein ligase binding.